AUGACUUCUUCAGAGCCUAUGGAUAUAACACAACAUGAAUUUGUCAAAGAAAAGCAUAUCAAUUUCAUUAUUGAACAAGAAUCGAAUAGAUCAUACGAGUACUGGCUCAGCGAGCACCUACGAAUGAAUGGCUUAUAUUGGGGUGUAACUGCAUUAAUCACAAUGAAAAGCCUUAACGAGAAAACACUACCGGAAAACUCAGUUGUUGAAUUUAUACUUAGUUGCUGGGAUGCGAGUUCAGGUGCAUUUGGUGCAUUUCCACAACACGAUGCACAUAUACUUUCUACAUUGUCAGCAUUGCAAAUAUUGAAGAUAUACGAUAAUGAGCUAAAACAACUCACACUGGGGCAAAAGUCGCAAUUGGUGAAAUUCAUCAAGGAUUUGCAGCAACCCAAUGGAAGUUUCCAAGGUGAUGGCUUUGGCGAAGUUGAUUCGAGAUUCACAUAUACUGCUGUUUCUGCAUUGUCAUUAUUAGGCGAAUUGACGCCUGAACUUUGCGACACCGCUGCAAAGUUCAUCAUGGACUGCUAUAAUUUCGAUGGCGGAUUCGGUCUUGUUCCCGGAUCCGAGUCGCAUGCGGCACAAGGUUUUGUAUGCGUUGGUGCUUUGGCAAUUAUGGAUAGACUCCAUUUGCUAAAAGAAGUAGAGAUCAAGGUGGCAAGCUGGCUUAGUGAAAGACAAGUUUUACCCUCUGGCGGGCUUAAUGGUAGGCCCGAGAAAUUGCCAGAUGCCUGUUAUAGUUGGUGGGCGUUAUCGACAUUAAGCAUAUUGGGUAGAAAACACUGGGUCGAUUUGACAAAAUUAGAAAAUUUCAUAUUAAGUUGUCAAGAUUUGGAGAAAGGCGGUAUAAGCGAUCGUCCUGAUAACCAAACCGAUAUAUACCAUACAUGUUUUGGAAUUUGUGGAUUGAGUUUAAUCGAUUACGAGAAAUACGGUUUUGACGAGAUUGACCCCGUUUAUUGUAUGCCUAUAAGAGUGACGAAAAAGUUUCAGAAAUGGAAAGCAAAUUGA
Lodderomyces elongisporus is the source of this 1011-nucleotide messenger RNA. RefSeq names its product Rab geranylgeranyltransferase (gene BET2). Gene Ontology annotation, molecular function: Rab geranylgeranyltransferase activity. The transcript has a single exon. The record is from RefSeq and is a predicted model, not a curated record. Gene Ontology annotation, cellular component: Rab-protein geranylgeranyltransferase complex. Gene Ontology annotation, biological process: protein geranylgeranylation. NCBI's taxonomy places the organism in Eukaryota, Fungi, Ascomycota, Pichiomycetes, Serinales, Debaryomycetaceae. The coding region runs from base 1 to 1011 and encodes 336 amino acids.